AUGAUGGAGAGAAACACAGAUUCUCGCCUCUUUUCUCGUUGCGCUGGAACCAGCCAAGGUCUCUGGCUACUCGCCUUGUUCUGGGCUUUGGUUUUGACUCCUGUAGGUUCAGAGAGAUUAAGGGGAGAGAAUGGGGAGAUUUCCUUGGCCAUCACCGUUCCACUUACCAACAAAGGCGAGCACCAACCAAAUCCCGGUUGGGUGUACAUGGCUGCUGCCUUACUGGCGGUGGAUCAUUUCAACGACAAGGAUCCUGCUGUCAUCAAAGAAUUAGGGCAGCCGGAACUUGCUGACUGUCCUUUCAAGUUUGUCAAUGUGUCCGUUGUGGAUACUGGGACAGAAAGCCACAUGGCCACGAAAUCACUCCUGCAAAGAAUCCAGGAUGUCGGUCCUGUGGAUGCUAUUGCAGGACCAUACAAUAAUCAGCCCGCACUGGAACUCAGCGUGUUGGCCACGGGAAUGGAAUCCCCAAUUGUGGCAUUUCGUGGCCUGGACCAGAGCCUUGUCCUUCCAGACAAACACCCUUUCUUCUCCCAGGUCUACCCUGAUCUAAAUGGGGAUAUGGAAUUCGUCGGGAAGUUUUUGGCUUAUACCAAUAGAACUGACUACAUUGCUAUACUUUAUAGCAACGAGGACACUGUCCUUCAAAGAGUGGAAGUGCUGCGACAGAUUUUGAGGCAAAUGGGAAUUUAUAAUGUCCUGACGUUCAGCUACCUGGGUGUCGAAAAGUCGGAAGAAGGGGAGGACCGUGGUGUUGAUGACGCCGUUCGUCGAAUCUCGCAAACUGGUUACAGAACAAUCAUAGUCAUGAUGACCAAUCCGGUGGUUGAUUUUGAACUUCUCGCGCCAGCUGCUCACAAAUACGAGCUGGACAUUGGGGGGCAUUUUUUCAUCAUGGUCGGAGGCCUGGAUCCUAGUUCUUCUGGAAAGGAUGACGUUUUAGUUCACUACAGAUACAGACCUGAAGGAAGACUUUUGCAGGGGAUGGCUUUUCUCUACAUUUGGGACAAUGAAUACGUGGACUCUGACGGCGACUUCCAAAGAACCAUUCGACAACAAAACAACAGUUUUUUUCAAAGGAUGGUGGAUCUCAAUCCAGUCCCGAACUAUUCCAGGUCUUUGUAUGAGAUUUUGUGCGAAGUCGACAGUGACCAAUGCGAUCCAGCGAACUUUUCGAUAGGCAGCUUGCUUCAAGUCCCGGACCUACCUGAUCAGGUUGGAUUUGCUUACGACGCGACCAUGGCUAUUGGCAUUGGAGCUUGCAGGGCCAUUGCCAACACUACCGAUUCCAAAUCCACUGCCAUGACGGGGGAGCAACAUUUGGAGGGUAUACAGUCUGUCGAUUUUAGUGGUAUCACAGGGAAGGUUGAAUUUCAAAAUCGUCCCGCAACUCCAGGCAGCCGCAAAGGCAGCUCAAUUUAUUAUGGCGUUUUGAACUUGAACCGUCGUGAUGCCAACGAUUCAGACUUGGCAGAAGGAACAUCAUACUUGGACCCCUUCACACAAGAAUGGGUAGAAUAUCUUCCAUUUGAAUAUGCCGGCGGAUCCAGCACACCACCAAAGCUACUGAGGAGCCACCCCGAGCAGAAUUUUUUGGAUCCGGCCGUCAGGGCUAUUGGACUGGCACUGAUGUCCCUAUCACUUGCUGCGGUUUUUGCUUCUGUUGUCUGGGUAAUGGCGAAUCGCAGUCACAUCGUUGUCACGGCUGCACAACCGCCUUUCCUCUAUGUGCUUUGCCUUGGGGCUGCACUAACGUCAAUGAUUGUUUUGACCCAAUCUUUUGAUGAGAGCUAUGGAUGGGAGGAAUCCAUGCUCAGCCGGGCUUGCUUAGCAAUGCCAUGGCUCGCUUGUCUUGGGGUUAUGGUUACAUACUCAGCUUUGUUCACGAAGCUAUGGAGGGUAAAUAAAGUCCUUCAAUUCAAGCGCCGGCAGAUAAAAGCAAGUCAGGUGAUGUGGCCAGCACUAUCCCUAUUUGUAAUAGCAGUGGUUCUCUUGAGUGCAUGGACAGCCACCACUGAUUUUGGCUGGGUGAGAGAAGAGAUUGAUGAACUAUCAGGUGAAUCAAUUGGGAGGUGCACAGGGACCAAUACAGCAAAGCUCUUGAUACCUGUGGAUCUCCUUGUGCUGAUUCCAGUGGUGCUGGCUGGUGUGAUGGCAUGGAAAACAAGUGAUGUGGAUGACAUGUACUCUGAGUCGAAGUGGAUUUUCUCGUUGAUUCUUGUGCAGCUGCAGGUCUUCAUCGUGGGAGCUCCCCUCAUUGUCAUUCUCAAUGAUGUCUCGACCACAGGCCGGUACAUUGGCCUUGCGUUGGUGGUGUGCACAUUUCCAUUGAGUACCAUGGGCCUUAUCUUUGUACCAAAGGCGCUUGCAGUGAGGAAAGCAAGCAGAGGAGGUAAUCGCGAGGAAACCAUGCGGGGGAGUUCUCCAGGCGUCCGGGUAACCGGGGUGAACUUGCCUUCAGGAGAGGUUGCGAGCACCAAAGGCGUUGAUUCUGGCGAUCAAUCAACACGCACUUCGCGGGAUACAUCAAAUCCAACAAGCACAGACCAUCGUGCCAGUUCGACGCGGAUCCAAACUGUAACGAUGGAAUAG
Seminavis robusta is the source of this 2592-nucleotide messenger RNA. Lineage: Eukaryota; Bacillariophyta; Bacillariophyceae; Naviculales; Naviculaceae. The record is from the annotation of a GenBank genome assembly.